AUGCCAGCGCCGGGCUGCUGCUCCUCCUGCCUGGUGCCCAUGCUGCUGCUCCUGCUGAGCCUGGCUUGGGCGGACGGCGAAGGCAAGCCGGGCAAAGAAGGCGAGAGCCCCGGCAAUUUCAUGGAGGACGAGCAAUGGCUGUCUUCCAUCUCGCAGUACAGCGGGAAGAUCAAGCACUGGAACCGCUUCCGAGACGAUGAUUACAUCAAGAGCUGGGAGGACAAUCAACCAGUUGAUGAAGGUUUGGAUACCACCAAGGAUCCCUGUCAAAAGGUUAAAUGCAGUCGCCACAAGGUGUGCAUUGCCCAGGGCUACCAGCGGGCCAUGUGCAUUAGCCGCAAAAAGCUGGAGCACAGGAUCAAGCAGCCAGCCCUGAAACCCCAUGGAAACAAGGAUAGCUUGUGCAAGCCCUGCCAUAUGACCCAGCUGGCAUCUGUUUGUGGCUCCGAUGGACACACGUACAGCUCUGUGUGUAAACUGGAGCAGCAGGGCUGCCUGACAAACAAGCAGCUGACCGUCAAAUGUGAGGGACCAUGUCCAUGUGCAAGUGACCAUAGUCCUACCUCAGCCACAGAUGGCAAACAAGAAACAUGCACUGGACAAGACUUGGCGGACUUAGGGGAUCGCCUGCGUGACUGGUUCCAACUUUUGCAUGAGAAUGCCAAGCAGAACAGCUCCGGAAGCACAGGAACCAAUCCAGUGAAUGUGCUGGACAAGAGCCUGGUGGCCAGUUGCAAAGACUCCAUUGGCUGGAUGUUUUCCAAGCUAGACACCAACAGCGACCUUUUCCUGGACCAGACCGAGUUGGCAGCCAUCAACCUGGACAAAUACGAGAUAUGCAUCCGGCCUUUCUUCAAUUCCUGUGACACCUACAAGGACGGGCGGGUCUCCACUGCAGAGUGGUGCUUUUGCUUCUGGAGAGAGAAGCCUCCUUGCCUGGUUGAACUGGAGAGGAUUCAGAUCCAGGAAGCAGCAAAAAAGAAACCUGGGGCCUUUAUCCCCAGCUGUGAUGAAGAUGGAUACUAUCGCAAGAUGCAGUGUGACUCAAGUAGUGGAGAGUGUUGGUGUGUGGACCAUCUUGGUACAGAGCUGACGGGAACACGGAUGCAUGGGAAUCCAGACUGUGAUGAUAUUGUCGGAUUCUCGGGAGAUUUUGGGAGUGGUGUUGGAUGGGAAGACGAGGAAGAGAAAGAGACUGAAGAAGCUGGCGAGGAGGCCGAAGAGGAGGAGGGAGAAGCAGGCGAGGCAGAUGACGGCGGCUACAUCUGGUAGAAGCAACUCUAAGAGCACAGUUUGGUCAGGAUGCUGGCUGUAGGGCUGGGAGGCAGCAGUCAAAACUCAAAAGGAGAGGAACAGCUUAACAAGAUGAUCAGGAAACACAGCUGAAUGUAACUAUGGCAGAACAUGUGUGAAUGUGUGUGUGCGUGUGCUUAACUGAUUGAGCCCAUUUUCUUUACACAUGACCAUGCGGAUGAUCUGUUUUCUCCCAGCUUAGCAGAGGUCAAAAGCUGUGGCAAAGCAACAUGGGUGAAGGGAAGGACUCAGAACUGUAGGCUCAUUCGGAUAGUUAUUUGGAAAAUAUAAUUUAAUUUCUGAAUUGUUAGUAACCUAGUUUAGCUCCUUGCCAGAGUCAAGGUAUGAGAAAUACAUUUGCCUGCUCCCCAACUCCCUGCAUUUCUAGCUGUAGUAUCUAGCAAUAUCCUGCAGUAAUAGAGACAGUGUGUGAUACAUAUCUCUGUGUGUAUGUAUGUACACACAUACAUACAUAGACAUAUACACAUCCUGAUGCACUGCUGGAAUUUUGCAGUUAUGCUCUACAAACAGCCAGCAGCUCAGAUAGGUGUUCAUGAAUAUUCAUGAAAGCCAAGGAGACAUAACCAUCAGGAUUUGCCUGACAGACCAAGGGUUAGAAGCAUGCCUUUCUUUUUCAACUAAAUGUUACAUUAAGGAUCAUAUCAUACAGGAUCAGGUCACCUAUUGCUGGUUGAUCUACCAUAUCAAGGACUUUGCAGACCUGUAAGAUGUCACCUUCCUGUAAUUUUUAGGCCGAGUAUCCUAACAAUGAGUUAGAAUACACUGACUCCCAGGCCACUUCCACACAGUUGAAUAAAACCCUUUUAACUGGAAUAUGUGGCAGUGUGGACUCAGAUAACCCAGUUCAAAGCAGAUAUUGUAGGAUUUUCUGCCUUGAUAUUCUGGAUUAUACGUCUGUGUGGAAGGGCCCCCAGUCCCCUCUGAUGAGCUUGUGCCUGCUCUGGAAAGCUUGCCUUGCUUGUUAUUUGUUUUGGCAGCUAGAGCUGUAGCAUGAAUGGUUUCCUAGUUGCCUCUAAAUGCCCUAGUAGAGAUACAGAGGAGUUUCAACCCAGAAGAGAUGGAGAAGGUUGGUUAAGAAAAAGAUCCGAGUACUAAAGCUAUUGGCUAUGGGGAUCAAUUAGCAGCUCAGUUGGGCAACCCAAGACAAAAGGCCAUGGUGCCACCAUAAUAAAAAAUAAAACCAUUGCCCAUCAGUGGGGCAAACCAACCUUCCCAACAGCUUGCUUCUAGAUUCAAGAUUUGAAUUAUUUGAUGUCCUGUUGGUAGGUUUCUUGCCAGGUAUUUCCCAAAAUGUAUUCUUUCUCAAAGUGAUGGGAUUAUGUUUCUCGCCUACACAAUGUCACCCCACCACAGUACAUUUUAUAUUCUUUUUAAGAGAGAGAAUCACCCCACUUCCACUGCGUUCAGAGAUAUUUGGUACUUUGUAGACAUGUAUUCUUACCAGUGUGCAAUGGUCUGCAUUGUGACCCAGUGUGCUUUGCAUCCAGCCAUGUCCUUGUGCGGCAUAAACAAUGGUGUCCAAGUGUGUCUGCUUGUGCGCAUGUGUAGAAAGAGGGUAGCCAGUGUGACUUACAUUGAGUAUUCCAUAGCUUAUGCGACAAUUCUGGGUUAGACCCUUGUAGGCUUGAUGUACUUUGGCAUAUCCUUUAAAAUAUACAAAUAAUUGAGGGUUUUUCAAAAUGACUUAACCUCCCAGCAAGCCCUGCCACAUGUGUGCAGUGGCGACAUAACAAAGAACUCUUGUGUAGCCCACCUGUGAUAAUAAAACACGCCUCGCUGUGUUGAUCUUGCUACCUUCCUUCUUGCCCAGCCUUACUCUUUCUCUGCGUUCUAUCUAUACACUCUUUUGCACUCACGCACCUGCACUCAUGCUUCACAAGCUUUCCUAUAUUCGAUUUUUCUCCCCCUUUACUCUCCAGAGGGAGUGAUAGAUUAUGACUGAGCAAGACUUGAAGGUGUCAGGGCCAGAAGAGUGACUUUCUCAGCCUGCGUCCUACAGGACCUGCUUUUUUCUUAAGGAUUGCAAUAUAAUAUUCUCCCUCCCUCUCUCCCUUCCUCAUUUUCCUGCUGCUAAGUGUCUGUUUGCAUCUUGCUAAUACAUACUCAAGCUUCAGUUUCUGGUCCCUCCACUUUGCAAUGUCCCCCUCCUUUCUUUUUCCAUUGCCUUUGAGGUCUAUCUCCUCUCUAUCCCCUGUCUCUGUGUAUCUGGAACUGGGCAUGGACUUCUCAGUUAUGCAUGUUGAAUUGCCUGAAGUUAUAUUGUUCAAAUCACAGAAUCAACCAUUACUAAUUACACUGUUCAGAGCAACAUCCCAAAAUCAGUCACAAAUGAAGACUAUGGCCAGUUAUUCAGUGGAACCAGACAAGAUCAAUACAAGAGCUGUGUUUGGUUGUGUUGUCUUGUGGUUUAAGAUUGCUUGUCAUCCAUUCCGCCUUGACAGUGAGCCUGGAUCAGACAAUAGUAUCACUUUUCCAGAGAGUUAAGCCAGACGUGACAAGCCAUGUCCAAUGAUGUUGACUCUCUUCCUCUUGUGAAUCGUUUUUGUAGGUUAAUGUCAUUAAAAAUGAUGGUAUUGUUCCAUUAUCUGGGCAGAGGCCACUAAGGGGUGCUAGAGAGAGAAGGAUAGACCAUUUUAUGGGGGUAGAGGAUGGAUUGAAGGAGGAAAACCAUUACCCCUUAUUUUCUUGUUAUUCCCCCCACCCAUGUUUCCGUCAGGGGACUCAGAGCAGAUUACAGAAUAUAAACAGACACAGGCAAACAUUCAAUACCUUUUUACAAUGAAAUAUAAUGAGACACAAAUGCACAAACAAAGGCAAAGGCUUCUCCUCUCAUUUCUGGUUCUGGAGGCCGUGCCUACGUUGUCCAUAGACACCUCCUGGUUGUGUGGCCAGCAUGACUGCUUGGAGCGUCUUUUUGCCCUUUCCCCCAAAAGCGGUACCUAUUUAUUCACAUUUGCAUGUUUUUGAACUGCUAGGUUGGCAGGAGAUAGGUCUUAUGGCAAGAGCUCAGCCUGUCCCAUGGAUUUGAACUGCCAACCUUCAGGUCAGCUGUUCAGCAGCACAAGGGUUUAACUCACUGCGCCACUGCAGCCCUGCAUAAACAACCCUAUAUUAUAUUGGAAGGGGUUGGGGGAAUAACCAGUGAAAACAGGGGAAAUUGUUUUCCACCUUCAAAGUCCCCCUGUAAAAUAAAUUAUCCUUCUCUCACUAGUGCCCCCUAGUGGCCUCCGCUCAGAUAAUGGAACAGUACCAAAAUGAUUUUAAAAUGUAUCUGCUCAAAAAUAUGAUCAGCCAUGAUGCUGGACAGGUGAGAUUGGAAACGUUGCUUUAAAAGAAAUUUAUCCAUUGAUGUUCCUUGUGGCAGAAAAGCAAGCCAUUGUUUUAAUAACAUCUUGCUAAAAUGUUGCCUUUGGUUUUUGUAUUUCUCAUGAAGAUCACUUAAAAAUACCAAAAAAAGAGAAUCUCCAAAAAUACAAUUUUGAAAUAAUGAAUAAAUGAGAAUCCUUGCUAUAUGUAUUUCUACAGCAUAUGAACAUUAAAGUGGUAUUGUCAGCUAUUGCUACUUGAAAAAAAGCAACAGGCAAGUAGCCAGAAACAAUGUGUUGUCGAAGGCUUUUAGGGCCGGAAUCACUAGGUUGCUGUGAGUUUUCCGGGCUGUAUGGCCAUGUUCCAGAAGCAUUCUGUCCUCAGGAGCGAAUUCUUCUGGAACAUGGCCAUACAGCCCAGAAAAUUCACAGCAACCCAGCGAGAAACCAUGUUUCUUCUAAACUGUGGAAAUACAUAUAACUACCAUGGGAAAUGAUGACUGUAUAUUACAGUACUGUGAUCAACCUUUUCUUUUAAAAAAAGACUCAUUUUGUUUGGCUUUGUCUACUCAGGACGCAACUGUGGGAAUAAAGGUGCUCACUCUAGAAAACAAGCAGUGCUCUUUAAAAUUAAAACCAGAAAGACCUAUUGUUUACAUAUAACCUAGAAUUCUGUAUCAGCUUAUUCAUUAAUUAAGUAACCUCUCCUAGCUUGAUGUUGUUUGUCCAUUGUCUCCCGUCCUGUCCCGCCGUCCAUCCCUCUACACACAUCAUGUCAAAAAUAUCAUUUGCCAAUGCUCCAAUUGCCUGCAGAAUGGACCUCCUUCUCUCCAUUCGGCUGAUGUCCAGUGAAAUCAGUGUUGGGGGUAUGGUUUUGGGAACAACUUCUCAAUUGUGACUAUGAGCCCUUCCACACAGCCCUAUAUCGCAGAAUAUCAAGGCAGAAAAUCCCACAAUAUCUGCUUUGAACUGGGUUAUCUGAGUCAGAUAAUGUGGGAUUUUCUGCCUUGAUAUUCUGAGAUAUAGGGCUGUGUGGAAGGGCCUUGAGUAGUGAUCAUCAAUAUGGAACAGUUAACUAGUUUUACUCAUUAGUAAGUGCCCCAUAUUCAUGAUCACUGUUAAUCACUAUUGCGACAGUAUUACCACAAAUAGCUCUCCUCCACCUAUUUGAGUGGGCAUCAGCUGCACAUAUUCUUAUUAAAGUAUCUGCCCCUUUGCCACUCCCGAACCUUUUUGCUCUGGAUCAGCCAUGAGACAUAUGGAGGGAUUUCUUCAAAACAUCCCAGAAGCCCUCUGAGUAUAGCAGGUCUCACAUAUCUGUGAUUCCCUGGUAGAGGAAGAGGAGUCACCUGUCCAUGCCUUUAAUUAAGAUGAAUUAAUCCUAAUUCCAAACACGCCUCUCUCCUUUCUUCCAACCAACAAGCCAGUCUGAACUUGCUUUUAAGGAAGCCGUACUUCGCACCCACCUUUCACAGUCCCUUCCUUUUCGCAGCUUUGCUUUUGUUAGCAUCACGCCAUCAUCAGAUGGGAAGGGGGCAAGAACUGUCUAACCAGUCAAGGAAUUCAACACCACACAUGGCUUGUGUUGGAAAAAGCAAAAAGGAUUCUCCUCCCCAAGGGAAUGCACAGAGCUAUCAUCACAUAUUCAGAUCCACAUAUAGAGCUUGCUUUGACACCUGUUUUUGGCAUCUUUGUGCAGGCCAAUUAGAUUAGGAGACGUGAUAGGAUAGGCACUGUCUUAUCAUACGAUUACAAUUGAUCAGAUUAGAAGACAGGAAUUUUAGAACAUCACACUGCACUGCCGUGAAGCCUACAGUGUGUUUGUGUUUUUUAAAAAAGAUAACAUUCAAAGAACCAGAACUUGGAAAUGUUAUUUUUGGACAAUAUGGAUCAUGCUGAAUGGCUGUUUCAGUUGUCUAAAAAAGUACAUUUUUCAAGCUCUGAUAUGAAUAAACGGCUUAAUCCAAGGCAUGAAUGGACAACAUGUGGCUCUGUAGAUACUGUUCAAUUGCCAUUCCCAUAAGUCUAUCCUACUGACGAGGGCUGAUGAAGGUUGCAGUGCCACACCUUUGCAAGGCUCAUUAGUUUGCCAGCCUUUAAUGCUAGGCUGAAACGUAUUUGGGUUUGAAUUUGUUUAAAUGUGAGGGAAAGGGCAGUCUCCUUGGCAGAAGCUAGGGCUGACAGUCAGGAACUCACCCUGACUUGCAGCUUUGAACUGCUAACAUUCUGGUCAGCAGAUUUUCUGCAGCUAGUGGUUUAACCUGCUGUGCUACCACAGCCCUAAGCUUGCUUAUAUAUAUAUAUAUAUAUACAGUAGAGUCUCGCUUAUCCAACGUAAAUGGGCUAGCAGAACGUUGGAUAAGCAAAUAUGUUGGAUAAUAAGGAGAGAUUAAGGAAAAGCCUAUUAAACAUCAAAUAAAGUUAUGGUUUUACAAAUUAAGCACCAAAACAUCAUGUAAUACAACAAAUUUGACAGAAAAAGUAGUUCAAUACACACUAAUGGUAUGUAGUAAUUACUGUAUUUAAGAAUUUAGCACCAAAAUAUCAUGAUAUAUUGAAAACAUUGACUACAAAAAUGCGUUGGAUAAUCCAGAAUAUUGGAUAAGCGAGUGUUGGAUAAGUGAGACUCUACACACACACACACACAUACACACACACACACACUGGAGUUACUUUAAAAUUAGAUUGUAGUCUUCAUCCAUUCUUGUCUACUUCAUAAUUUUUAGGGUUACACACUCAUACGUUUUCAUUUUUCAGUGUAUGCUUACAAGCGUGAACAGUACAACCUUUAUGUAUGGAUUCACUAUCCAUAGUUUCACUUAUCCACAUUCCAAAAAAAUAUUAUUCCAUGGAAGUGUUUGUGGACCUAUAGCAGUGGUUCUCAAACUGUGGAUCCCCAGAUGUUUUGGCCUUCAACUCCCAGAAAUCCUAACAGCAGGUAAACUGGGAACACAGUUGAGAACAGGUUGAGAACCUUGUCUAAUGCAAUUCUAUAGUAUUUCCAGCCCUAGUGUAAUCCAAAUAUAGGGUUCGCUGUUACCUAUAAUUACACAUGUCAACAUGUGUUGGCAGCAGCUCCUUGUUUCGGGGCAUUCAACCAACACCAAACCAAGACUUGCAUCUGCAUUACAUAUGAAUUAGCCCUACCGAUUUGAUCCUUGUAGCCUUUAGUCAGAAAAUCCUUUGGUAAAAAAAAAAAUCUUUCUGUUACUUUGGGCUUUGAGGAUCAAGCGUGUCUGAUUCAAUUCUCUGCUUAGAGUAUCACAAGCUUUCUCAGGCCUUAGAUCAAGGAGAAAAUACCUCUCACUAGAACAUCCUUUCUGACUCACUACGCAGGCAUAAGUAGACUUAUAUGGAAGCAAUGUUGGUUAUCUUUAGCUGACUAUAAAACACCAGUUGCAUCCUGCUCCCCAGGAAUUCCUUCCCUUGAUCCACAUCCAUUCUGGCUGGUCUUUGGAAGAGAAUGGAUCCAGGGCACAACUAAAAAGUUUGAAGGUCAAGGAAAGAAGGUCUUCGAUGACUUUCUGAGUCCAUUCAUCUGUCACUAGUCAUAUUCCAUGAUGUUUCUCCCAAAGCUCUUGACUUUAUUUUUAAGCCUGGAGAACAGAUUGUAGUUCUCACGCCCCUUGAACCCAAAAUGGAGCGGAUGUUGUUGGAAACUCACCCUCCUUUAUACCUGGCCUGGCUUUUCCAGAUUUUAUGAAUCUGGGUGCACCUAUUGUAAAAAAAAAAAAAAAAAAAGAGCUGGUUUGAGGAUUGCAACUUAAGGCUACAAUCCUCUAAACACCAUGAGAAGCAAAUUCAGGUGAGAAUGACAUGUCUGUUCUCCUAAGACCAGAUCUAGGGCCCUUCCACAUGACCCUAUAUCCCAGAAUAUCAAGGCAGAAAAUCCCACAUUAUCUGCUUUGAAUUGGAAUAUAUGUGCCCCUGGUGGCACAGUGCAUUAAAGCGCUGAGCUGCUGAACUUGCGGACCAAAAGGUCCCAGGUUCAAAUCCAGAGAGCGGAAUGAGCGCCCGCUGUUAGCCCCAGCUCCUGCCAACCUAGCAGUUCGAAAACAUGCAAAUGUGAUAUAUUAAUAGGUACCGCUCCAGCGGGAAGGUAACUGCACUCCAUGCAGUCAUGACGGCCACAUGACCUUGGAGAUGUCUAUGGAUGACGCCGGCUCUUCGGCUUAGAAAUGGAGAUGAGCACCAACCCCCAGAGUCGGUCACGACUGGACUUAACGUCAGGGGAAACCUUUACCUUUACUAUAUGGCAGUGUGGACUCAACUAACCCACUUCAAAGCAGAUAUUGUGGGAUUUUCUGCCUUGAUAUUCAGGGAUAUAGGGCUGUGUGGAAGGGCCCUGAAUCUUAUGAAACAGCUUGUAAACCAGGACAAGAUAGCAUAUUGUGAUCUGCAUUAAGAAAAAUAGAGCUUUGCCUGUUCAAUAGGUCCCAGAUAAGAUAUGGAUUCAGCUCCCAUCCCAAUCUUCCUCUAGAGCAAAAGCCUCUCCAGGUGGAUUUCUUAGAGCUUGGCUACCAUAUUAGCUGUGGGAUUUUGGGGGUUGUUAUGCCAAGAAGUAACAAUUCUGAGCUCUAGGAUUUCCCAUGCUGUAUGAAGGGAGUUAUAUUUAGGAUGAGACUGUAGGGUUCACAAAUGUGCUGCUUUGUAAUCUUUGGCAAAAACGUGUAUAUAUCUUCCUCACCUUUGCUUCAAUACCUUAAAUAGAUCAUUUCUUCUCACUCCUGUCAUGAGCCUCCAAAUCUCCUUGCUCACCACAAGCAAAAUCUGUCCAUUCCAAUCUGUUCAUUAACUUCUUCUCCUCUCUACUGAACCUCAGCUCAGUAUUGAUGGUAAGACUGUGUAUAUUUAAAGAGUAGUAGAAGAAGAAACACCAGUGGAUAGCUUAUUUUAAAAGGGUUGAAAUAAGUUGUUUGGGCGUUUUUCUUUGAAAUGAAUAACAGCAUUAUAUGCUUAAUAAAUCGGAACUGAGAGAGAAGCAAACCUGCCUAUAUAGCCUGAAAACAUAUUUUAAGAAAAGUCUUAUGUGCAAUAAUAACUUUGAAACUUUUAGAGUUAAAAAUCGUGUUCAAGUGCUUCGAUUUCAGUUUGUAUAUUUAAGUGCUGCAAUUGUAUCUCAGUAAUUAUAGAUGUUUAAGACAAAACAAAAAGCCCCCUCCCCCCAAGUGUUAGAAUGUAUGUGUGCAUUACGGCGGGCGCUAGAAUACCCCAGUGCAAUCCUGCCAAAGCAAACAGCCCCUGAAACUCUUUCGGAGCGUUAAGUGUUUCCUAAAAAUCUAUCCCAGGGAAACCAAGAUGAGACUUAAAAGAGCUCAUGUUUGGCGGGAUCUUGCCCCGAGCGUUCCCCCCCCCCCUUCCUAGGGCCCUUCCUGUACCUUUCUCCCACCUGUGGCACUCUUGUACUGCUUCCCUUUGGCUUCCUGGGAAAUUUGUUUCACAUUGUUGGUCUCUGCCUAAUAAUUUAACUUACUUAACCUAAGGAAAUGAGUACACACAUACACCGUCCCAAGAAAUGAAAUACUGCAUUAUUUUUAAAAAAGAAAUAAACGUUUAUAAACAUA
This is a messenger RNA of Anolis carolinensis (green anole), 10183 nucleotides long. It is a transcript of the gene spock2, whose product is annotated as SPARC (osteonectin), cwcv and kazal like domains proteoglycan 2. Gene Ontology annotation, biological process: anatomical structure development. The record is from RefSeq and is a predicted model, not a curated record. The transcript has 10 exons. Bases 1 to 1272 code for a protein of 423 amino acids. NCBI's taxonomy places the organism in Eukaryota, Metazoa, Chordata, Lepidosauria, Squamata, Anolidae. Gene Ontology annotation, molecular function: collagen binding; protein binding; extracellular matrix binding.